Messenger RNA from Hippocampus zosterae (dwarf seahorse), 2881 nucleotides. It is a transcript of the gene cwc22, whose product is annotated as CWC22 spliceosome associated protein homolog. The record is from RefSeq and is a predicted model, not a curated record. Gene Ontology annotation, biological process: mRNA splicing, via spliceosome. The transcript is spliced from 20 exons. The coding region runs from base 302 to 2881 and encodes 859 amino acids. Gene Ontology annotation, cellular component: catalytic step 2 spliceosome. Gene Ontology annotation, molecular function: protein binding; RNA binding. NCBI's taxonomy places the organism in Eukaryota, Metazoa, Chordata, Actinopteri, Syngnathiformes, Syngnathidae.
UUUUCCCAUGCUAGCAAUAUCGUAUUUAAACCGAGACUCCUCAAAUUAUCUCGAAAGGGGAAAAUAAAUGAAACAUGUUUUUUUUUCUAACUGCCUUUGUCGGCACUGACGGCAACCUGACCCGGAAGCUAAUCGAGCCACAGACCUUCAUGAGCUACCGUCGGUGUGUUUCCUCUCUGGUCGAGUGGUGAAAAGAAAAGCCACAAACUUGAUGUUUUCAACCGCAAUUAAACAGGCAAAAGCCAAAGAAGGUGACAGAAGACGAGGGGUUUGUAUCUAAAGAAGAAUUGAAAAGAAAGAAAUGGAGCUUCCAAGCGCAAGUCCUGCUCACAAACGACACAGUGCAGAGUCUGAAGAGGACACUGCGCCCCAGCAGGAUUCCUCCGUUCCUGAGAGCCCGAAGAGAGGCGCAGGAGGAAAUGGCGAUGCCGGCGGCAGCGACAGUGGCGGCAGCAGCAGCAGUAGUAGCAGCGAGGAUGAAGAUCACGUCGCCUUGAGGAAGAUCCGGAGCAGCGUGGCUCACAUCACGAGGGCCACGGAGCAGAUGCCGCCGCACGACGUCGGACAACCCGACGCUUCCCCGUCCGGAAGCGCAGGCAGAUCCGGGGAACGAGACCGGGCCGGGUCCGGAAGCCCGGACCGGCGGCGGGGGCGAGACCGGUCUGGAUCCAGAGAACGCUCCAGAGGACGGGAGCGAUCGCGCUCCAGAGAGCGUCACGGUUCCGACAGAGGCCGGCACCCUCGGGAUCGUUACGGGGGCCAGCGGCGCCGCGAGCGAGACCGGCGGGGGGGCGGCCGCAGCCCCUCCCCGCGCUCGCAGCCCGCAUCCGCCAAUGAGCCGCCGACCAAGAAGAAGAAGGAGGAGCUGGACCCCAUCCUGACCCGAACGGGCGGCGCCUACAUCCCGCCCGCCAAGUUGCGGCUCAUGCAGCAGCAGAUCACAGACAAGAGCAGCUUGGCCUAUCAGAGGAUGAGCUGGGAGGCGCUGAAGAAGUCCAUCAACGGUCUGAUCAACAAAGUCAACGUGUCCAACAUCGUCAACAUCAUCCAGGAGAUCUUGCAGGAGAACAUCGUCAGGGGGAGGGGUCUGCUGUCGCGCUCGGUGCUGCAGGCGCAGGCGGCGUCUCCCAUCUUCACGCACGUCUACGCCGCCGUGGUGGCCAUCAUCAACUCCAAGUUCCCGCAGAUCGGCGAGCUCAUCCUCAAGCGACUCAUCCUCACCUUCCGGCGCGGAUACCGACGCAACAUCAAGCAACAAUGUCUGACGUCGUCCAAGUUUGUGGCUCACCUCAUCAACCAGAACGUGGCCCACGAGGUUCUAUGUUUGGAGAUGCUGACGCUGCUUCUGGAACGGCCCAACGACGACAGCGUGGAGGUGGCCAUCGCCUUCCUCAAGGAGUGCGGCCUCAAGCUUACCGACGUCUCCCCGCGCGGCAUCAACGCCAUCUUCGAGCGGCUGCGCAACGUCCUGCACGAGUCAGCCAUCGACAAGCGCGUGCAGUACAUGAUCGAGGUGAUGUUCGCCAUCCGCAAGGACGGCUUCAAGGACCACCCCGUCAUCCCCGAGGGCCUGGACCUGGUGGACGAGGACGACCAGUUCACGCACAUGCUGCCGCUGGAUGACGACUACGACGCCGACGACGUUCUCAAUGUGUUCAAGAUGGAUCCCAACUUCCAGGAAAACGAGGACAAGUACAAAACGCUGAAGAGAGACAUCUUGGAUGAGGGCAGCAGCGACUCCGGCGAGGAAGGAGACAGCGAGGACGACCAAGACGACCAAGACGGCGAAGAGCAGCAGGAGGGGGAAGACGAGAAGGUGACCAUCUUGGAUCAGACGGAGGUCAACCUGGUGGCCUUCAGGAGAACCAUCUACCUCGUCAUUCAAUCCAGUUUGGACUUUGAGGAGUGUGCUCACAAGCUCAUCAAGAUGGAUUUUCCCGACAGUCAGACGAAGGAGCUUUGCAACAUGAUUCUGGACUGCUGUGCUCAACAGAGGACCUAUGAGAAGUUCUUUGGCCUGCUGGCAGGGAGGUUCUGCCUGCUGAAGAAGGAGUACAUGGAGAGCUUUGAGGCCAUCUUUGCCGAGCAGUACGAAACCAUCCACCGGCUGGAGACCAACAAGCUGAGGAACGUGGCCAGACUCUUUGCUCACCUCCUUUACACCGACUCCAUCCCCUGGAGUGUCCUGGAGUGCAUCAAGAUCAGCGAGGAGACCACCACUUCAUCCAGCAGAAUCUUUGUCAAGAUUCUCUUCCAGGAGCUGUGCGCCUACAUGGGCCUGCCCAGACUCAACCAGCGCUUCAAAGACACGACGCUGCAGAGCUUCUUUGAAGGUCUCUUCCCUCGCGACAAUCCCAGGAACACGCGAUUCGCCAUCAACUUCUUCACCUCCAUCGGCCUGGGAGGACUCACGGACGAGCUGAGGGAACAUCUGAAGAACGCCCCCAAGAUGAUCAUGACUCAGAACCAGGAGGUGGAAUCGUCCGACUCCUCCGACUCCUCUUCGUCCUCCUCCGACUCGUCCAGCGAAUCGGAUUCGUCCUCGUCCAGCAGCAGCAGCAGCUCAGACUCGGACGGCAAACGCAAGAAGAAGAAGGGGAAGCAGAAAGGACAAAGCGACAGGAAGACGGCGACGAGCAGGAGGAAGCCGCGGGCGAAGAAGCCCGACGCCAGGGGGGACGGCAAAGGCCGUGGGCGGCGGGAAGGAGACGACCAGGAGCAAGAGGAGAGGGCCGGGCGCAAAAGGGAGCGGGACGAGCGGGAGGAGCGGGGGAGGGAGGACAGGAGCCGCAGGGAAGAGGACAAACGAGCAAGGGGCAGAGCGGAGGAGCGCAACAAAGAGAACCGAGACGGCAACCGGGACGACAGGAGGCGGCGCUGA